GGAUUUGGUUCUCUCCUAUGUAAACUGGUGGACACGUUUCUCGUCGAAUGUAAAUAUUAUAUGUUGUGACUUGUCAUGAAUUAAUCUUAUUUUUCAAAGUGCCUACCAAUUUUGUAAAGUCAAUAAGGCAUUUUGUAAAUUCAUUGAGGCUAGUCUGGGGCUAAGGUGUUUUGUUAAAAUUGUUGUAUCAUCAACGUAGGUGGCGGUCAAUGGUUUGGAGUUGAUAGGUAUGUCAUGCGUAUAUAUAAUGUAAAGUUAAAGAGCCAGUAUUGAUCCUUGAGGUACUCCUGCUAACACUGGUCCGAAUGAGGAAAUUUUUAGGCCUCGUCGGACAGAGAAAAAUCUGUCGAAAAGAAAAGAUUGGAGAAUGAGGUAGUAGUGUUAUGAGUUUAAAGAGAAGUCCCUGGUCCCAGACUUUAUCGAAGGGCUGGGCACCAUCCAGAAACACGCCGGUUGCGUAUUGUUUUUCCUCGAAAUAUUACUAAAAUUACAUUACUCAAAAAUGUUGAAAUUGGAGUUAGUCAUUCAGUAUUGACCGGUUCUGUUUAAAAUUUUAUUUAGGGAGGUCUUGGAAACACUAUAAUAUGUAAUUACUGAUAUGAAUAUCAAAUUCCCUAUGGAGGAUUUAAUCAAAAAGAGAAAGGCGACCAAGCAAGAUAAGGCAUGCAAUGUCAGUCUUGUUCGUUUCAGUUAUAUCAUUUACUCUAAAAUGUAUGUUGUAUGUAAAAUCUCUGUAUUGAACGUGUGCUCUUUGAACAGCUGUUUGGCAGGUUUAAAUUUAAAUUAUGAAUCUUAAUGUUCUACGUGCUAAAAUGCGAAGUGUGUUUCUACUUUCUUUGCUGCUUGUGUUCACGGCCUCAGCCGAAGAUCAACCUAUAGUAGAGACAUGUUCUGGGAAGGUGAGGGGCUUCACGUCUACUUCCAGAUCGGGAAGGAAUUAUUUCGCCUUUACAGGUAUACCUUUUGCCAAAGCUCCUGUAGGCGAGCUUAGGUUCCAGCCCCCACAGGAAGUGGAACCAUGGUUUGGAAUAAAAAAUGCCACUGAGGAUGGUCCAUUCUGUGUACAGUAUAACAUGUUUGAACUUGAUGCUGAAGUGGUUGGAGAAGAGGACUGUCUCCAUUUGUCUGUUUUUACACAUGAUGUGAAUGGUUCUGCUCCUGUGAUGGUUCAUAUACAUGGUGGAGGAUUUUUUUCUGGUGAUAAAUCCAUAACUGGCCCACAAUAUCUAAUGGAUGAAGAUGUGGUUGUGAUGGACAUGAACUAUCGACUUGGUAUAUUGGGCUUUUUAAGUUUGGAAGAUACCAUCAUGCCAGGCAAUCAAGGGCUGAAGGAUCAAAACAUGGCAUUACGAUGGAUGAUCAAAAAUAUUGCCAGAUUCGGUGGUAAUCCAAACAGAGUGACACUGGUUGGGGAAAGUGCUGGAGGAGGGAGUGUCUUACAUCAUAUGAUUUCUGCUAUGAGUAAAGGAUUUUUUCAAGGAGCUGUUGUAGAAAGUGGUUCAAUUUACAGCAUGGUAAACUUGUUGCCACCUGAAGUAGCUAAAAGAAGGGCUAAGAAAUUGGCCAAUUUGCUUUCAUGUCCUCAUGAAGAUACUAAGAAAACAGUUCUCUGUCUUCAACAAAAAAAUGCCAAAGAUCUGGUUGGUCACUUGAAGUAUUUCAGGGAAUGGCAAGUCGAUCCAUUAUUACUAUUCCAGCCAGUAUUGGAACCAAAUAUACCUGGAGCACUCGUGACUGGACCAAUUAGAAGUUGGGAACCAAACAAGAUUCCUAUGAUGAUAGGAACAACAUCUGCUGAGGGCUUGCAAAGAACAAAAUAUUUCGUUGAUUAUGACAUGGACUUUAAAUGGUACAGUAACAACUUUGAAAAGGUGGCACCAUUGUCUUUGCGCUAUUUGGAUUCAACUUCCAAUCCUGAAAUGGUGACUAGAGCAAUCAAGCACUUCUAUUUUAACAAUAGGGAGAUAACUAAAGCAGAUUGGAUCAACUUAACUAAUGCCUAUACUGAUGCCUACUUCACAGCUGGGAUUUUUGAUGCAGCUAACAAACAUACGGGAGAUACUUAUUUUUACUAUUUUGACUAUGUUGGGGAGUACACAAAAGGAACCGAAGACAGAAAUUAUACAUUCGGUGCUGCACAUGUGGAUGAGAUUAUAUACUUAUGGUACAACAAGAAGUAUGCGCCCCUGAAAGGUAAAGAUUUGGAACUUUCGAUGAAACUUAUUAAAAUAUGGACUGACUUUGCCAAAUAUGGGAAAGUUAUGUCACCAGAAAAGGAUGAGAGCUGGAACAAAUGGACACAAGAAGCACACAAUUAUUUACACAUUAGUAAAAAUGGCUUCAAAGCGAAGAAAGGACUUCAUGAUGAUAGAUAUAAAUUUUGGAGCAGUAUUAAUUACAGAGAUAAAUUUGAAUAAUUAUAUUUAAAAUAAUACAGUAUAUGCAUAUACAUAUAUUUUAAAUACAAAUAUAUAUCCAUGAACUUUUUUGUUGAUUAUUUUCUAAACAAAGGACCUAAACUUUGUCAGAAUUAAACCUGUUUCUUAUUUAGGAAACAAAUAGCUAGGACAUUUGUAUGCAUAAAUUCUUCUAUAGGUUAAUGUAGAUGUUUGCUCCACUUAGUUAUUAAGAUAAAUUUAAUAGUUCUAUUUGGUUUAUUACAUUUGACAGUUUGUACCUGCUAGUUUUAUCUUUUGGUUUAGAUAAGAGUAACUUCUUUAACAGGCUGUUGUCAUAUGUGGAUGAUAUUCUCAUUACAAAAUUAAUUUUAAUUUAAUUUAGGAGUUAAUGGUUUUAUUAUAUUCUAUAGCAAAAUAUCAAUCUGAAUUAGUCCAAUUAUAUUAGUGACAGCUGUCUGCCUGUAUGUAGGCCUGCCUAAAUUAUCAUAUAAAGAGCAAUUUCUGUGAGUGCAUUGUAUGUAUACAUACACAUACAUAUAUAUUCAGUAAAUUCUUUAUGUAUGUAUGUGUAUAUAUCUACAUACAUAUGUAUGUAAUGACUAAUUCAGAUUGAUGUUUUGCUAUAGAAUAUAACAAAACCAUUAACCCCCAAAUUAA
This is a messenger RNA of Nezara viridula (southern green stink bug), 3056 nucleotides long. Lineage: Eukaryota; Metazoa; Arthropoda; Insecta; Hemiptera; Pentatomidae. The record is from the annotation of a GenBank genome assembly.